GCAAGCAAGGUACCAAUGGCGGGAGUCGAAGCCAGAAUUACGGAUCAGGUGAUCACAUAGCCAGUGCUUCACCGUCUCCAGGAUUAUGAUCCGCGGUCCAUUUCGGUCUGCGAAUUCUUCUGCAAGACUUACAACUCUUAACACAUCCGACGGAUGAACUUGUAAGAAGACAGGAACUGCUGUCAAAGUUCUGUCCUCUGCACACUUUAUUAUCUUGGCCAGUUCGUCCACCCACAAGUCCAAAGAGGUGUAGUUCUCCGAUAUCAAGGAGAUUGCCACUAGGCACUGCUCGAUAGCCUGAUUGUACAUGGGAUAACUCUCUGCGGAUGUAGCUGCUCUGAUGCCUUUUCUAUUCAACGAACGGAGAAGGUGGCUGAGAAACGUUUUGCGGAUGUACUCCCCACUGAAACUCAGGAAUACGUCGUACCUCAUGAUCACGAAGCUUUUUUCCUUUUUCCCAAUGAGGGUGAAUAAUAGUUUUGUCAAAAUUUGUUGCACUCCAUGUGUCUGACUUGUUCUUCGGCGUUUAUACCAAUUCUCAAUAAGAUGGAUUACGUAAUCUGCACUUCUACCAUGUAAGUCAACCUCUCUUUGAUAUUCUGUUUUCACCAAUAAUGAUUUGCCAAAUGUUCUUUCCUUCGGAUGUAUAUCUUUUUCGUAACAGAGAAUGUGUCCAUCUAUAAGAAGAAACUUGAAGUAUUCAAAUUUAUUUCCAGCUUGUAUGAUGAUGUUAUAACACGUUGACUUUGAUCAAAUCGUCAUAAUAAUUGUUCAAGCUUUACUAUUGAUUGGAAGAUCCAAAACCAACGACAUACGUAGCUCUGUCAACAUCAGUUUCUAUGGAUUCAUCGUCUUCACCUCGAGUCGUGAAGCAGUACCAAGUGUUCCUCAGCUUCCGAGGAGAAGACACUCGCAGGACCAUUGUCAGCUUCUUGCACAAAGCACUUGUUGACCGGGGAAUUGAUACCUCCAAAGAUGAUAAAAAACUUGAGAUUGGCGGCUCCAUUUCAGACAAAAUUAAAGAAGCUAUACAGAAUUCAAAGAUUGCGGUUGUGGUUAUCUCGGAGAACUAUGCUUCUUCCACUUGGUGUCUGAACGAGCUCCAAAUGAUUGUGGAUCUUCACAAGAAACAGCAGCUCACAGCAGUCCCAAUCUUUUACAAUGUUGCUCCCUCUGACGUUGGGCAUCAGAGAGGAACCUUCGCCUUAGAAAGGUACAAAUGCUCAAAAAUCAUGUUGUUGUUUUCCAGCGAGAAGAGAAAAUUAAUGGAAAAGAUUGAGAGAUGGAGAGAAGCUCUAACCGAAAUUGCAGGAAUAUCAGGCAGCGAUUCCAAAACUUGGUGAGUUUUUCUCUAAUAGGUGACAUGUUUUAGCAAGCAUUCACCGUGGAGUCUUUUACUGACAUGUUCCUGGUGUGUGUGUUUGUGUUAGUGAGGAUGAGGCUGCUAUGUUUGAAGAUAUUGUUGGACGUGUUUCAAGACAACUUUUUUCUAUGGAGACAGUAAAAUUCUGUGACACUAUUGGAAUGAACUCACAUAUGGAAGAACUCAAUUCUGUGAUGGAUACAGAGAGUCUGAUAGGUAUCUGGGGAAUGGGAGGCAUUGGAAAAACCACCAUUGCCAAAUGUCUCUAUAAGGAACAUUCACAUCGAUUUGCUUAUCAUUGUUUCAUAGAGAACAUUAAGAGUUCCGCAGAGAAAGGCCUCAUACAUUUACAAGAAAAGCUUCUUUCGAAUAUCCUGGGCAAAGGACAUGAGAAGCUUUGGAGUGUAGAGCAGGGAUGCCUCUAUAUUAAAUCGAGGCUUGGAAACCGUAAAGUUCUCCUUAUCCUUGAUGACGUCGACAAUUUGGACCAGCUGCAUGCCUUGGCAAAAGAGACUAGUUGGUUUGGACCGGGGAGCCGAAUCAUCAUAACCACAAGAGACAAAGGAUUGUUAUACUCCAGUGGAGUCAGAUGUGUAUACUGCGUUGACAUUUUGGGCAAAAAUGACGCAAUCCAAGUCAUUAAACAGGCUGCUUUUGAAGGAGGAGAAGCUCCUUCUGAUGAUUAUGAACAACUGUCAAUCCGUGCUUCUAGCCUUGCACAAGGUCUUCCUUCCGCCCUUAAAGCUUUUGGCACAUAUCUCCGUCGAAUGACCUCUAUAGAGGACUGGGAAAAGGCAUUAGAAAGACUCAAAAAAGUUCCUCACCAGAGAGUCAUGGAGAUUCUGAGAACCAGCUAUAUGGGGUUAGAUGGAAGACAUCAGGCUGUUUUCCUUCAUGUCGCAUGCCUCUUCAAUGGAGACUCAGUCCGCCGUGUAACUUCACUUCUAGAUGAUGGUGAAUUAGAGAUAAAAGCUUUAACAGAGAAGUCCCUCAUCGACAUAUCAGCCGAUGGGUGUAUCAAGAUGCAUGUCUUGAUAGAACAAGCGGGAAAAGAAUUUGUGCGCGAAGAAUCAGACUCCAUGCCUUGGAGGCAAAAAGUUCUAUGGGAAGAGGAGCAAAUUAUUUAUGUGCUGCAAAACAACACGGUAAGGAAGGGUUCAUAAAAAAAUUAGACUCUUUAUUCUUCUCUGUUCUAAUCUCGAUGGUUUUCGGUUGUGUGUUUGUCUCCAUGUCAAUUCAGCCAGGAUUCUCCCAGGGUACAACAACAAUCCAAAGCUUGGCCCUACACAUGUGUGAGAUGCCUCGCGUCUUGUAUAUUAAGGGAACGAUUUUCAACACCAUCAAUCUAAAAU
Camelina sativa (false flax) is the source of this 2715-nucleotide messenger RNA. Lineage: Eukaryota; Viridiplantae; Streptophyta; Magnoliopsida; Brassicales; Brassicaceae. The record is from RefSeq and is a predicted model, not a curated record.